GUGACAGAGAGUGUGCGAGAGCGUGAGAGAAGCGCUGCAGAUGAUUGACAAUCAGAGCUCCGCGACGGAGAGCUCGCCGUGAGUCCGUUGACAUGGUUUAUAAACCGCAGGCUCGCGACGCCUCGCUCACACUUCAGUGACGGCAGCGCGUGGCGGAGAGCGGCGCGCGCGCGAGCGAGCAGCACGGGGCUCCGCGCCGAAGAGGACGGACUCGGAGACGCGGGCAGUCAUCGUCGCCGUCAUCGCUGUCAUCGCCGCAGCCAUCAUCAUCAGCACCGGAGAAAGACCUCCGUCACCCCCCCCCCCCUCCUCCUCCCCCUCCGCUUUGCCCGGUCCAGUGCGCAGCGCCAGCGGCAGCGGGCCACCAUGCACUGCCAAGCCGAGCUGAGGCUCUCUCCGCCCGGCCAGGUGAGGGCCGCCCGGCGGCGCUACAAGACCUUCAUGAUCGACGAGAUCCUGUCCAAGGAGACGUGCGACUACUUCGAGAAGCUGUCGCUGCACUCGGGCUGCCCGUCGCUGCUGGUGCGGCCCAGAGCCCUGCACUCGUGCCCGGGCUCUUCCAUGCGCGCCUACCCCCUCCUGUCUGUCAUCACACGCCAGCCCCCCAGCCUCCCCCACCUGUCCCAGCCCUCGCCCCCGGGUCGCCUGGCCCACCUGCCCCUGGCCUCCCCCCAACAGCCGCACGCCACCGAAGCCCACUGCAGCGAGACGCCUGUGAGCAUCAGCAGCGAGUCUGAAGCGGAGCACGGCGGCCACCGACUAAAGAAGCCUCGGCGCAGCCGCACCAUCUUCACUGAGCUGCAGCUCAUGGGCCUGGAGAAGAAAUUCCAAAGGCAGAAGUACCUGUCUACCCCAGACAGGCUGGACCUUGCUCAGUCACUGGGCCUCACCCAACUGCAGGUCAAGACAUGGUACCAGAACCGGCGCAUGAAGUGGAAGAAAAUGGUGCUCAAAGGUGGACAGGAAGCUCCUACCAAGCCCAAGGGCAGGCCCAAGAAGAACUCCAUCCCCACCACGGAGGAAAUCGAGGCGGAGGAACGGCUGGCCAGGUUGGCAGAGGAGGAGCAGACACGCAGGAGUGAGUUGGGAGCAGGGAACGGCCCCCAGCCUGACCCCCAGGACCUCAGCGUGGCGGGGGGCUCAGAACCAGGCAGUGCCACCCUUCUGGACACCGCGGCCUUGGAGCCAGUGACAGUCCCGCUGGACACGCGCUUGGCGAGCUAAAGGCACCGUGUGAGCGGAUGAGAACUGGGCUGGAAACUGAUGCCGGUGCUAAACACACCUGACAUGUAUAUUUAGACUGGUUGGAAUUCGACAAGAUCAGUGGGGCGGGGCGAUAGUUUGGGCAGAGCAUGGCUGACACCAGUAGCUUUUUCGAAAACAGGCAGCAUUUUCCCGUUAAAGAACUGAACAGUAUUUGUUACACACACACACACACACACACACACACACACACACACACACACACACACACACAAAGACACUGGGCAGCGGUGUCUGCAAAGAUAACGUGUCCCACCCCUGCCAGUGGUCCUUCCCGCGGUAUUUUGUGACUUAUACCAAAGGUCCACAGGGACAAGUUAUUUUUUAUAUUUUACAUGGAGGAAUUAUACGACAAUUUUUUUGGUUGCUUUUAUAAGGAGAAACCCAUUCGAUCCUGUAAUAUUCACCGCUCACCAGCCUUAGUUUUGUUAACUUGUGAAUAUUGUAAAUGUAUACAGUCUAUUUGUGAAAAAGGUGCCUUUCCAACAGGAUUUUUAAAGCUUUACAACACAAAUGCAAGCCAAAAAUGCCCUUAAUUAAAGUACUUCAGGUAUUGCGAAUAUAUGCAGUUUUUUUUUUCAUUUUUUUAAACUGUGCCAACACUGAGAUGCCUAAACAGAUUUUUUGCAUUAAACUUAUUUGACAACACAGUGGUUAUGCCUAAUGUAGCUUUAUACAUUUUAUAUUACAUUAGAGUUUUAGAGCUAGAGCAAAGUGCCAAAAUUUUAAUAUUGAAGAGAUUUAUGAAGAUGUUCUGGGUUUAUUGUUUCCAAACAAUAUCGUUCAAGAGAUAUUUGGGAAGGAGUCACCACAAAUGAGCACUUAUAUCGGUCCCUGCAUUUGUAACAUAGUUAUUAUAUUCUGUAAUUAUGUAAAGUGAAGUAUAUAUAUUCAAAAAAUAUUUUAAUUUGGAGAAAAAAGGGUAUGUAGAUUGCUUUUUUCAUGUCAGUUUGGACUCUGUUAUGACACUGGAGCGAUUUUAUUGCCGUUAGGAAAGACUCAAGAUGUCAGAGACUCAGAAACGGAUAAAUCACCUUCACUGCCAGUAUAGCACAGAAACUGCGAAAUGUUUUAAAACAUUUUUAAAAUGUUUUGAGCCUUCAGGCCUUCACAGGAGCAUCAGAUGAUUUAACCCUCCCUUGCCCCACCCAACACCACCCAUCUCCAUGGCAGACUGACAGACUACAGACAUCCCAGUAUGAAAUUGUAUUCAAUUGCUUGUCAACAUUUAUUUUAUGUUUUAUGGUCUGGAAACUUUUUUUC
Molecule: messenger RNA, 2526 nt
Organism: Scleropages formosus (Asian bonytongue)
Lineage: Eukaryota; Metazoa; Chordata; Actinopteri; Osteoglossiformes; Osteoglossidae
Gene: barx2
Product: BARX homeobox 2
Exons: 4
Coding region: 367-1224 (285 amino acids)
Biological process (GO): regulation of DNA-templated transcription
Molecular function (GO): DNA binding; DNA-binding transcription factor activity, RNA polymerase II-specific
Source: RefSeq, a predicted model, not a curated record